Messenger RNA from Caenorhabditis sp. 36 PRJEB53466, 2911 nucleotides. Lineage: Eukaryota; Metazoa; Nematoda; Chromadorea; Rhabditida; Rhabditidae. The record is from the annotation of a GenBank genome assembly.
AUGGUCACGAAAACUCAAGUGAUGUCUACCAAAAAAACCGACUUACUGCUGGCAUCCUCUAAAAAAUUCCGGUCUCAGAGAAUAGUAUCGAAGAAAGUAGAGAAUGCAAAAAACACGCCGUCAAAAAAGCAAUACACGAGAACUCGUGGAGCUCCGUCGAGAAGAGAUAUCAUCGACAGUUCCUCGUCUUCAUCAGACGAAGACGACGACAAUGAAGUGAAAGAGGAUGAUCCGGAAGAAUCGGUGGUAAUGGAAGAGGAUGAUGACUGCUCAGAUGAGAUUGACGAAGAUUUCACCGCGCUUUGGAAGACUACAAGAAGUCCAAACAGUUCUGGUGAAAAGGAGAACUGGCGGAGGACAAGAAGUCAAGGACGUCACAUUGAAGAAACUCCAUCGAAGAAGAUAGCCAGAGACUUGAAUGCGAUGUGCAAUGUUAGGACUCCGAAGAAAAAUCUAUCCGCUCUUCGUUCACAGAAAGAAAAGGAAAACACGACGCCACGGAAGAACACGCGGAGAGCUUCAGUUUCAAGAAAACAGCCCGUGUUUUCAGAGUCUGACGCUGACGAAUUGAGCGAUGAACUGGGUGAAGAAUAUAUUACAACAGGAAUUCGCGAGAUUCAGUUAGUACUUAUUUUAGGAAAAACUUAUAUUUCGAUUGUUUUGCAGAAGUCAGAAAGUGCGAACGCCGUUGCAACCGAUUCCUCCUCUCAGAAUUUCCAGAGCACUCCUCCAACGAAAAGUGACCCCGUUGUUGAUAACAAAGACCCCGGGCGGUACUCACAGAGUGGCCAAGUCUCUGCGGACAAGGGUAAUGCCCGAGAAAAAGAUUUUUCUUCAUCAAAACUACAAUUUCAGCAACGUAUUCGGAAAGAUAGCGACAAUGAUUCGGUUGAGUUCGAGGCUCCGACGCCUUCCACAACCGUCGUAACUCUCAAAGAGCUGGCAAGUCGACUGCAUCUUUCAAAGAUUCCGGAGAAAUUACCGUGCCGCGAAGAAGAGUCUCGGCUGAUCGAGAAAUUCAUUCGAGAAGUUAUCGAUCCGAAAAAAGGAGAGAGCUCCGCCAUGUACAUCAGUGGAGUGCCCGGAACUGGAAAGACUGCCACGGUCCGAGCUGUGAUUAACUCGAUGCAAAAAAAUAAAAAAUGUCCAAAGUUCGUGUACGUGGAAGUGAACGCGAUGGUUUUCACGAAAACUGUUUUCGUCGAGGUGUACAAUGGGUUGGUUAGCUGUUUUCAUUUCCGAAAAUUUAAGGUGUGAAAAAAUCGCGGAAAACUCAAAAAUAGCGGAUGCCAAAAGAGCGGAAACAAACAUUUGCGCAUGCGCCUUUAAAUUUCAAAUUUUGACUGUAUUAAGAAACGGUUUUUGUGGACUGAUUGGGCCUUUUUUGGGACAGUAAAUUGUGGGACUAUUCAUUUAAGGCUGUCAAAAUAGAUAAUAUUGCAAUUUAGUGUCCUAAAAUAUUAUAGGGGCACCGCACAGAAAUGGCGCUCUGUUGAGAAACUCUUUUUGCAGUGCAAAUUGAGCGACCUCGGGGCCGAGUUUGAAAAGUUAGGCCACAUUUUCAGUAGAAAAUUACUUCGCGGCCUAGAAAUUCGGCCAGAUUGCGAACAGCUUCUGUCCGGUGCCCCUAUAUUAUAGGGGCACCGCACAGAAAUGGCGCUCUGUUGAGAAACUCUUUUUGCAGUGCAAAUUGAGCGACCUCGGGGCCGAGUUUGAAAAGUUAGGCCACGUUUUCAGUGGAAAAUUACUUCGCGGCCUAGAAAUUCUGCCAGAUUGCGAACAGCGCGCCCUUUCUAUCCGGUGCCCCUAUAAUAAUAAAGGGUAGACCGUUAAUCCAGAGCGUUCAAAAUUUGAAAUUUAAAGGCGCAUGCUGAAAUGUUCGUUUUCGCGAUUUUUGGGUUUUCCGCUGGAUUGUCACACCCUCGAAAAUUUCAUUCUAAUUUUUUUCCAGAAUCGAACAAGAAUAUUCGAUAUCGACUAAACCUUCCAAGAUCAGGGCCACAGCUGCUCGCCAACAUCUCAAUUCGAUAUUCAAAAAGGAAGACCCGAACAGACCGCCCAUUGUGAUUCUGAUUGAUGAACUGGACAGUCUUUGCAAUCGGAAGCAGGAUGUGCUCUAUGACAUUUUCGAGUGGACCUCUCUCCCGCAGUCAAGAGUCACCAUAAUCGGAAUCGCGAACACCCUGGACUUUCCGGAGCGGAUGCUUUGUCAACGGAACGCCAGUCGACUCGACAAACGACGUGUCGUCUUCCAGCCGUAUCAGCACGAACAGAUUCAGGAGAUUGUGAGAGCACGCCUGCUCGGAUCCAAACUGAUCGAACCGAAAGCCGUCGAGCUGGUGUCGAAGAAGAUUGCGUCGAACACGGGAGAUUUGAGACAAGCACUCGAUUCCCUGUGCCGAGCAAUUCAAGUGGCGGUCGAUGAGAAGGCGGAGAAGCUGGACGUGAGACAUGUAAGAGUGGAAUGGUCGAAAAUCAGGCGAAUCCUAGUAUUCAGGUUAUAACUGCACAGAACAGAGUACUCGAACCGCUCAAAUACCGACUCGUCAAGGGGCUCCGAUUGCAUCAGUUCAAUCUUUUCCGUGCCGUUGAAACAAUGGUUAGUCUUUCUGUUCCUCUCGAUUUUCGUUGAAGUUAUUAUGUUUAGACCCGCGAGCAAGAAGAAGUGAUCUUCGCGAACGCCUACAAAAUGUACUGCAGCCUGUGCACAGAAAUAUCAUUAAUCGAACCGGCUUCCGACAGUUUCGCCUUCGGUUUGCUCCUCCAACUUUCGAGCAUUGCCCUCGUUUCACUGGGGAAAGGAGACCAAGGUAUGAUGAAUCGACGGAUCAAACUGGGAAUGUCGACGAUGGAAGCGGAAAGGGCAGUGAAGAUGUACACCGAAAAACACAAAACCACUUACUCAGUUUAA